This is a messenger RNA of Trachymyrmex septentrionalis, 1715 nucleotides long. RefSeq names its product vanin-like protein 2. The transcript has 8 exons. Lineage: Eukaryota; Metazoa; Arthropoda; Insecta; Hymenoptera; Formicidae. Gene Ontology annotation, molecular function: hydrolase activity, acting on carbon-nitrogen (but not peptide) bonds, in linear amides. The record is from RefSeq and is a predicted model, not a curated record. Bases 93 to 1715 code for a protein of 540 amino acids.
UUACGCUACGUACAUGAUAAGAUCGCACGAAGAAGAAACUUGUCUGCAGUACAUAAGUAAUUUUACUCUAGACAUAAUUGAGAUUAUAAAAUAUGAAUCAGAAGUGGAUUAUUGUUUAUCUACUAGUAGCAUGUGCACAUCUAUCGCAUCAGACAUCAACACCAAACACAACAACUUAUAUAGCAGCUGUAGUAGAAUAUUCUCCAAAAUAUUCAAUAAACAGCAACGAGACGUUGAAAAUAAAUUCUGAUGAAUAUGUAGGAUUUAUUGAAAUAGCUAAUCUUUAUGCUGUUGAUAUAAUCGUUUUUCCUGAAGCUGGUUUGACAACAAUGAAUUUUCCGGAAAGAGAAAAACUGGAGGAUUGGACAACUAUUGUUCCUAAUGCCUCAUUUAAUUAUAUACCUUGCUGUCAAGAUAUUUUUAAAGUUAGCGAUGCAUUGAGAAAAAUAUCAUGUGCUGCAAGAAGCAACAAAAUCUAUGUGGUAAUCAAUAUCGCUGAGAAAGAACUUUGCUCUGAUGAACCUUGCCCAAGAGACAAAAUGUUCUAUUACAACACCAACGUUGUAUUUGAUCGCACAGGAAAAAUUAUAGCCAGAUAUCGUAAAACAAAUCUUUCUAAAGAAUACCAAUUUAAUGUGACAACAACACCAGAAGUAGUAAGUUUUGAUACUGAUUUUGGAGUCAAAUUUGGAACUUUUACAUGUUUUGAUAUAUAUUUUCGUAAACCCGCGUUACAAUUAACAAGAGAUCACCAAGUUACUGAUUUUGUAUACCCUACAGCAUGGUUUUCUGAAGUACCAUUCCUAACAGCUGUACAAUUACAAGCAGGAUGGUCGUUUGCUGAAAAUGUAAAUCUUUUAGCCUCAGGCUAUAACAGACCUAGUUUUGGUAAUGCUGGCAGUGGAAUUUACUUAGGUCGUAGAGGAAUUGGAAAGGCAAUAAUGCCUACAAUUACGCGAAAGGAAAUAUUGAUAUUUAAAGUACCCAAAAUAAAUAUAGAAACUCAAUACACUGAAGAUCCUUACGAUCCUUUAAAGGAUCAAAGUCAAAAAGUUUUAUUAUCUCACCAUCAGAAGGAGCACGAUGAAUCACGGAAGAAAUGGGAAAAUAAUAUAAUGAUAGUCAAUGAUAAAAUACGUUUGUUACAUGAUGAUACUGAUAUCUUUGAAACGUUCCCUUUAGAAGAAAAUAUCACAAAAAAUAUCUGUCAAAAUAACUUCUGCUGCGACUUUAGAAUAGAAAUUGCAAAAAUAGACCCAAGUAUAAAAUACCGUUUAAUGGUUUUUAACGGUCAUCGUUCUAUUCCAAAUAAUCUCGUUAAUGAUAAUGUUGCCGUAAGUUCAUGCAGUAUAAUUCAGUGCUUGAACAAUUCAGUGUCAUCAUGCGGUUCCGUGCAAAAAUCAGAAACAGUAUUCAACACUAUUUAUAUCACAGCAAAGUUCGACAAUCCUAAAACCAAUUUAAUUAUGCCAUCUACGUUAAAUCCAAAUUUACUUCCGCUAAAUAAUGAAGAUUGGAAGUUUAGUGUAGUUGAUUUUUUCACUGAAAAUGAUCGACUACAUGUUACUAUAUACUUAAAUAACCCUAUAGAUAAUUUAGUAACGUUUGGAAUAUAUUCGAGGCUUUUUAAUACAAACAGUGCAAAUAGGACAUCCUUUGAUACCAUUAAUUAUUUUGUAAUGUUAUUAGUGGCUUUGUUAUUAUCAAGAAAUUGA